AGAUGUAUUGUGUUUACCGAGCAGGAUAAUUGUUGGUUUAUAACUCUUUUUCUCUGUCAUUUGUUUCCCGAGAGACGGUGAAGGGGAUUAGACGGCCGCUGGGCUGGGAGAGUAGUGGUGACCAUGUCCUUACUUUGCUCUGACUCCUCCGCGAUUCCACCGAUGGCCAUUGCAGAUUUUUGUAGGUGGACAUAAUAGGUGGCGCUUGGAUCACAUGCAACUGAAGCUGCAUUGAACAAGCAACUGAACGACAAAGAACGUGCCGCAGCUGCGUUGGAAAAUUCAAACCUGCUGGACACACUCGAGGAGUGCUUGUCACCAACGCUUGGUUGAGACCUGAAUUACAUCGGAAGCCUGUUCCAGACUACUGCAGAUUAAUUUUAUCCAAGAUAAAUCCCUUGGGUGUCGCAGGGCGUGGGCAUCGAUUUUGGUGCUCUACGCCUCUCAGUAAGCAUAUUGCUGCCACCUCAGCUCUUUCUGUUUUCAUUUUUCUCGCAGAAACUGAGUGCUGUGAUUUUGUAUGUGAUGUGCUGAUCCUUGCCAUCACUGGAAAGAAGUCUGGUUACUCUUACCCUCGGUUAUAAAUGGCAUGUUUUCGUUACUCCUCGUGUUACGGAUUGACACAUUUAACCUUGGUUAUUAAUGGCAUGUUUUUGUUACUCCUUGUGUUUACGGAUUGACACAUUUACCAUCUGAAGAAAUGCUUACCAUCCUACCCACCAAGCAUGCUUGGCAUGUUCUAGUGACUUGAAUGUAAUUGCAGCCUUUGCCUUGGUCUCAGAAUUAGAACGCCCACUCUCUUGUGGGAGUAUCCAUCCAUCCAUGAAUCUCCGAAGCUGGCAUGGCGAACCCAGGUUCUUCCUUGUAUACUUUAACUGUCUUUACCCUGCUUGAAGUUUCUGUAGCAGAUGUCCAGGGGAGCGAACAUACGUGUGUCUCAACAUUAACCAUCUCACACAUGUCUAUCGGGGGUCCGAUUGGUUGAAGUUUCAAAAUAAGUAUACUUUUAAAAUUGUCAUGGAAGGGGCACUGGAUGUCCAUCCAACUUGAAUCUUGCUUGUAUUGUGCAAACAUUUUACAGAAAUAGUACCCAGUGUUAGAUUUCGAUUGAAAGGGAGGGUGCUCCGUUAGAUGGUCAAAACUCCAAGAAUAGAAUGGCUUAAUACCGUUGACAUGAUUUUCAUGCUUUCAACUUGCGGGAAUUUGUCUGUCUAAGCCAAAUCAGUGCAUUGCAGAGGGAAAAUGGUCAGGGGGUUGAUAAAGGCUAACCCUUUGGUACAUGAGAAAAAAGAGUGGCGCACCAGACAUGCACCUGAAUGCACAGAUGAAAAUGCAGUCGAGCGCAUAGACUAGCUAGAAAUAUUUGAUAUCCCAUUUAUUAUUUUUCUGUGUGUAUGUAGUGUAGCUUGCUUUCCUGCUAUGCCUUUUUAAAAUCUGGGUCCUCCUAUCAUAAUUAUUUUUUAUUCCUUAAUAUUCUCACAACAUAUUAGAGAUAUAAAGGACCCUGAGCACCCAUACACAUUGAAGAGCUUUAAUGUGGCAAUUGAAGACUCAGUCGAAAUCAGUGAUGAGCUUAGUCAUGUCAGGGUUACUUUCACCCCAACAGUGGAACAUUGCACUAUGGCUACUAUCAUUGGCCUAUGCUUAGGUGUGAAGGUCAUGCAGAAUUGCGGACUCUUCCUCCUCAUUACAAGGUAUGCUAUGGCCGUAGAGUACAAAAAAUUCCUGCUAUUCUAGGUUCACAAAUCAUCAUGACCUGCCUAAAAGGAAAAAUCACGAACUUCCUGAUUAUAUUACUAAAUCCAUGAAGUCUCGGAAAUAAUAUGUUAGUGUUGUUUACAAUUCAGGAUGUCCUGGAAAUAUGUUCUAGACCUUCUAUUUGUGUCAACCGCUUAACUUGCUGCUGCCAUCACGGAACACGUUUUUUUUUUCUUUUGCCUUCAGAAUUCGAAUACUGCCUACCCCAACUUGCUUGGGAAAAAGGCUUUUAUGUUGUUAUUCAGAAUUCAAAUACUGCAAACACACUUUGGAGACGGGGCAUUUAUCAGGGGCGGACCCAGGUAUAGGUGAGUGGGGGCAUAGGCCCCCACUCAAUUUUUUUCAAAUCCUCUAGAAUUUAUUCAUAUUUGGAUGAAAAAUGUGUGAAUUGUGUGAAUUUACGCUGUAUGUUCCCCCAGUCAAAUGUUUUGCACACGCUCAGACUUAUUUCUCGGUCCGCCUUACCUGAAUGUAAUUACCUUAAAGAUCUAUGCACAAUAAAUGCAAGAUACAGCCCAGCCCAUACCAUUCGUCCAUCGCAAAAUUACAAUCGGGACCUUGAAAACCCUGGUUCCCCUUCCCCCUUCCACAAUAUCCAAUCCCCUCACCACAUCCUCGCCAGACCAAAUUCCACCGGUACGCAGGUCGCCGGUCUAGAGGAGGAGGAGGAGGAGGAGGAGGAGGAGGAGGAGAAGGCGGCAAUGCGCGCUCCAAAGAGGCGUAGAUCUAUUCGAGUCGACGGCAAGCAAGUGCCACUGGGUGCCAGCAACGGCAUGGAUCUGGAAAGCCUUGACGACCUGGACCUCAUAAGCUGCCUCCCCGACGAUCUGCUCGGCACCGUCAUCUCCCUCCUCCCCACCAAGGAAGGUGCCCGCACGCAGGCCCUUUCCCGCCGUUGGCGCCCACUCUGGCGCUCCACUAGUGCGCCGCUCAACCUUGUGGCGGAUAGUAGCCUCUCCGGGGACAACGCGCGCGUCGCGGUGGUCUCCAAGAUCCUCUCCGACCAUCCAGGCCCGACCCGCCACUUCUCCCUCCACAUCAUCUCUGUCCACAGCUUCCUGGUGAAGGUCGCCCGCUGGUUCCGCUCCGAGGCGCUCAAUGGCCUCGAGGAGCUCAGUGUCACCAGCCUGAGGAUCGACCGCUACCAGGUGCCGCCACACAUUCUGAACCGCUUCGUGCCUACGCUCCGCGUGCUCAUGCUCGACCGCUGCCAAUUCCGUGACCUGGUCGCGCUGCCAAGUUUUUCGCAUCUCAAGCAGCUCAUCCUGUUUGACGUCAUCAUCUCGGAGGACUCUCUCCAAUGCAUGAUAUCCGGAUGCACUGCUUUGGAAAGUCUUUGGCUGCGCAACAGAUUUGGUCGCCUUUGCAUCAGUUCCCGGACUCUUAGGAGCAUCAAACUCUAUGCAUGUCGCUCAAAAGGAGCUGAGCUGGUCAUUGAGGAUGCCCCUUGCCUGGAGAGGUUGCUACCAAAUUGUCCAAAUGAUGGUCCGGCGACCAUCCGGGUGAUACAUGCUCCUAAAUUGAGAAUAUUGGGUUUUUUGUCUGAAGGCAUAUCCACACUCCACCUUGGCACCACCGUUUUUCAGAAAAUGGUUGCAGUCAGCUUGAGAACCAAAAUGCACACAAUGAAGAUUUUGGCUCUCAACUCAACUGGCGCUAAUCUGGAUGCUGUUAUUGACUUCCUCAAGUGCUUCCCUUGCUUAGAGAAGCUCUAUGUCGUUUUGCAGCCAAAAAGAGGUAUGACUAACAGAAGGAGGGAAUCAAAAUUGUUAAAGUAUGACCGACUUCAUCCGAUUGAAUGCUUGGAAUUCCAUCUACAAAAAGUGGUGAUUAAGAAUUACGAUGGCGACAAGAGGCCAUGUGUUGACUAUGCCAAGUUCUUCGUUUUGAAUGCGAAAGUGUUGAAGCAAAUAGAAAUAGGGUAUCUUAACAAGGAAAGCGACAAAUGGAUGUGUGAUCAGCGUAGGCAGCUUCAGGUGGAGAAUAGAGCUUCUCGAGAUGCACAAAUUGAACUAAUAAGUGAUAGAUAUGCCAUUCCCGUGAACCAUGAGUACACCCAUGAGUCAAUGGCUGAUCCUUUUGAAUAGAUCCUUGUAUGGAUGCUCCAAGUGUGUUACAUAGCCUUUGUGAUUCUCUGUAAAAUGAUCUGCUUCAUUCAGCAAUGGAGUGCUUUGUUACCACCCACUGUGGAGGAAGCCAUGAUUGCGGACGUAUGGUGCCUAAGCCUGGGAUUGAAAUCCAGAGUUAUGAACCUAAAAGACAGAUGAACGUUACUAGUCUUUAUGUGUUAUGCUUAGUUGGUACUGGUUUGUUUCUCUCUUGGUUUGCUAUCUUAUUGUAAGCUACCUGAAGGCAGCUAAUAUAUUUGUGUACCUAUCACCUGCUGUAAUAAGAAAGGAGCCUUGCGUUAGUUA
Molecule: messenger RNA, 4172 nt
Organism: Lolium perenne
Lineage: Eukaryota; Viridiplantae; Streptophyta; Magnoliopsida; Poales; Poaceae
Product: FBD-associated F-box protein At5g56370
Molecular function (GO): protein binding
Source: RefSeq, a predicted model, not a curated record